UUAUUUUCAUAUGGAUGCAGGACAUGUAGGAUUUCGCGUUUUUUAUUUAUUUAUUUAUUUAAUAAUUUGCGCUGUUUGAUUUUUUUUCUUGCGUGAUUUAAGAAACUGACAUGAGAGGUUCGGCAAUCUGAAGCGGAAGUUCGUCUCGAGUAGCGCUCCGGAAGCAGCGCGCGUUACCAUGGCGACCGCAGCGCGUCCUGUUGUGAAGACGCAGGAGAGAUGAUCGGACUCUGGCUGUAGAUCAUGCUGUCCAGCGCGCCGCACGCCCGCGGCUUCAUCCACGACAGCAAGCCGCGGCCCGAGGCUGUGAGGGUCACGGAUCUCUCUCGAGUGCUUCAGCUGCUGCGGGAGCCGCUCUCGGUAGUCUCGUCCUCGUUAAAAGAAAGGCAGGUUUUCAUCUUGAAGAAGGUGGUAAAACAAUGCCAGCAUGGAUUUCUUUUGAGGGACCUCGCUGUCAUAUUUAAGAUUAUGAACGUUUGUGCUGAAAGAGUGUCUGAUCAUCCGGAAUAUGGCCGAAUCCUCUGUGAUUUACUGCAGAUAUGCAGACUUCCCUUCCUGAAGGAGAAAUCGUCUGAUGAGAUGAAGUACGCCGCUGUGGUGACAGACUGUGUGUCUCAGAUGGGUUUUCUGAUGAGGAUCCCGCUGCCGGAGGUGCGACGUCAGAUCUGUUCAUCUGUGAUCGCCUUCUACAGCCGCGACAAACACAGACACAGCUCUGACGGCCUGUCUCCUGCUCGUCUGGACUACAGAGCUCUGAUGCUGGAGCGCAGCGGUGUUUCUGAGACGCUGGUCAUGUCUCUGGCUCUGACGGAGGAGCAGCAUUCAGUAAAACUGUGUCUCCUGCAGACGCUGCAGAUCCUGUCCAGAACAUCAGUCAACUGUAAGCUGAUGCUGAGAGCUCAGGCCGCGCAGAAGAUCUGCUUCCACAUGAGUGAAGGAGAUCCGUCCGGAGAGCUGCUCUUCAGAUCCUCCGAGAUCCUGUGGAACCUGCUGGAGAACGGCUCUCGACAGGAAGUGACCUCACAGCUCAGCAGCAGCGACUGCAUUGCAUCUCUGAGGGACGCGUUUCUCCAUCUGCUCCUGAAGGGUUUCCGUCAUCAUGAGCGUCAGCUGAGGAACGACCUGCUGCUGCUGCUGUCUCUGAUCGCCGAGAAGCCCGGCGCUCCUCUGAUCGAGAGCGGCUUCCUCAAGCAUCUCACGCCCUUCCUCACGUUUCCCGAGCUGAAGAGCCACAAUCCUCUGGUGAGAAAUCUCAAGCUGACCUUCAACCAGGAGGACUUUGAGAUGAAGAAGCUCCUGCUGAACAUCAUGGUGGUGCUGUCGAGAGAUCUCUCCGCGCUGCAGUUGUUCAGAGAGGGCCGUGUGAUGCUGGCUCUGAUGCUGCUGGUGAAGCCGAGCCCGUCUGCGGUGUGCAGAUGGACCUCCAGACAGCAGGAGGAGCUGCAGCUGCAGGCUCUGUCCACACUGAGCACACUCGCUCCGCUGAUGCUGGACGAAUACAUCAGCUGUCAGGCCAACACCUGUCUGCUGCUGCUGCAGGACGACACCUUCAGUGGGCGGGGUCACGGUUUCCACGGCAGCGGCGGCGGGAGGAAGGCUCAGCUGCGGGGCUGCAUGCGUGCGCUCAGAUCCGUGACGUCUUUGGAGCACAAGCCACUCCAGCAAGAUCUGUGUGAUCAGGGCGUCAUCGGGCAGCUCUUGGGUGUGCUGCGCUGGUUCCUGGGGAGGCCGCAGGACGAGGACGCUGUGGCUCUGGAGAUCCAGACGGACUGUCUGUUCCUGCUGUCUCUGCUCUGUGAGGGAGACGUACACAGGAAGGAGCUGUUCGGCCGUGACGGGGUGGAGGUGCUGAUCCAGUAUCUGAGUCUGGACGCCGCGCUGGUCUUCAGCGGUCUGGGUCAUAAUAAACUGCUGCUGUCCACCGUCGACUGUCUUUGGUCGUGUGUGGUGGGGUGUUUCGGUAUGGAAUCUGCUGCUGCAGCUGCUGCAGCGGAGCCCCAGACGCAUGCUGACGCCGCUCGUGUCCGCGCUGCUGGAGCUGUGUGAGAAUCCCCAGGCCGUCACACACCUGCUGCGCUGGAGCGGAGACAGAGACACCAGCGCGCCGCAGCUGCUGCUGCACAUCUGGAGGAGAAAAAGACG
Messenger RNA from Cyprinus carpio (common carp), 2142 nucleotides. RefSeq names its product cilia- and flagella-associated protein 69-like. Gene Ontology annotation, biological process: response to odorant; positive regulation of flagellated sperm motility; olfactory behavior. The transcript has 17 exons. Lineage: Eukaryota; Metazoa; Chordata; Actinopteri; Cypriniformes; Cyprinidae. Gene Ontology annotation, cellular component: non-motile cilium; sperm midpiece. Bases 244 to 2046 code for a protein of 600 amino acids. The record is from RefSeq and is a predicted model, not a curated record.